Molecule: messenger RNA, 902 nt
Organism: Rosa rugosa (rugosa rose)
Lineage: Eukaryota; Viridiplantae; Streptophyta; Magnoliopsida; Rosales; Rosaceae
Product: FCS-Like Zinc finger 6
Exons: 2
Coding region: 208-639 (143 amino acids)
Source: RefSeq, a predicted model, not a curated record
UUAAUUCAAUCAAACGGUCCAGAUUCGCUCCUCAGUUUCUGGCCCUCCUCUUUAUCUUCCCCUCCUUCUCUUCAGCCUUUACCCCUCCCUCUCUCUCGUUUCUCCUCUCUCUCUCUCUCUAAGGAUUUAGAUUUAGAGAGAACAGCAGUUGUAGCAGUAUUAAUAGUUGUAGCAGAAGAGAGAAAGAAAGAAGGAAGAGGAGCAAAAAUGUUGUUGGGGAAGAGACCAAGGCCUCCAAUGAAGAGGACCACAAGCAUGUCAGAGAUCACCUUUGAUCUGAACACUGAAGCUCAACCUCAGCCCUCAGAUCCCCACAACCCCUUCAGCCCUCUGGCGUUUGAUGGCCUUAUGGUGAAGAUGGCCUCCUCAUCACCCUCACCUAGAAACCACAGAAGGAACUCUGCUGAUUUCGUUGAGACUCCUCACUUCUUGAGGGCUUGCGGUCUCUGCAAACGCCGCCUUGUUCCUGGCCGCGAUAUUUACAUGUAUAGAGGUGAUACUGCUUUCUGCAGUCUAGAGUGCCGGCAGCAACAGAUGACCCUUGAUGAGAGGAAUGAUAAGUGUUCAUCUUCGGCUUCCACCGCCGUCGUCGCCGGACACCAUGUCUCUUCCAAAGGGGAAACUAUGGCCGCUGUGUAGUGUGGUAUGUCAACCCGGUGAACACAGCACGAUCUUUGCAGGCGCCGCUGGACCAUAUGAAUAUAAGUAGAUUUGGGGGUUAGGUUUAUGCAUGAAACUAUGAAUGGGAUUUGAAGCUGUAAUUUUCAUGUGGAUUCAGGCAAAACACAACUUCAUCAUAGAUUUCUCCCUCUUGGUAUUUUUUUUUUCCCUUUAGUUAAUGGAAAAUUUACAGAGUUAAUUCUAAAUCUUCAUCAUGUAUGUAGUGAGCUCCUUUGUCUUUC